AAGCGCUUCUACCGUCCGAUUGGCUAAGCCGCAUCGCCAACACUGUGCCGUUGAAAGAAGCUAAUAGUCCGCGCAAAAUUAAUUGGAUCUUGUCGCUAUGGUAAGUAUCAACCCUCUCUCAACAGUUAUUGUUUUAUUUCGAAAGCAGGCGCCAUUACUUGUAUGUGUGAACCACUUAUGUUAGGCCUACCUUUUGUUUCAGUACCAGCAUAUGAUUUUCCAUCAGUUAAGUUCGGCGUCGCCUGGAAAUAUGAUGGAAAGGCCUGAGCGCUCUACCCGGGCAAAAGGACAGCGGGGGAAUGAAGGAGAAAGCUCCGAUAUGCCUACUGCUGUUAGUAAUAUCGAAAAUAUUCAACCACACAAAGUGCAAUGGAAGAAAAGGUCGGAAGAGCUGCAGUCCCGAAUCAAUGAGCUGGAGGAGGAGAAUUCUUUGCUCAAGCAGCAGCUUGAGCAAAGGCCUUCAGCAAAUCAAGGUGAGAAAAUGGACAACACUGCCACCGACCCAGAGUCAGACACUGACUCGAGUUCCAACUCCAGCACUGACUCCACCGAUUCCAGGAGCAGUGAUACAAGCUCUUCCUCCUCUGAUGGCCGCAAGAAAAAGAGGAAGCACAAAAAGAAAAACAAAAAGAAGAGCAAAAAGGCUUCAAAGAACAAAGGUCUUCGAGUGACAACAAUAUCGGAUGUUGUUAAAAGGUACCGCCGGGUCCUUAAACUAAUUCAAAAAGGACGCAAGAUGUCGAGGGCAUUCCUGAAGGCACGUGUUUCUAGAAACGCAGUUAAAGACACUGCAGCAAUCGCGGAGCUCUACAUUGCAGAGAGGAGUGUCCUGGAUGGAAUCAAAGGCGAACAGAGGCUCCUUCAUUUAGCAAAGCUCUGCCAGUCCAAAAUUGUUGGAGAACUUGCCCUUAAAAUUGAAGAGCUGAAGAGGAAAAAAAAACUCAUACCAUUCUCCAAAAAGGGUUAAAGGGACAGGGGUGAAAGGAGAGAGUUUUUUUAAUUAAACGAUAAAUCCUGUGUAAAAUGGAUCUGGGAUAUGUUUAAUAUGAUAAUGAGAUGGGAUGU
Messenger RNA from Gadus morhua (Atlantic cod), 1065 nucleotides. RefSeq names its product coiled-coil domain-containing protein 106-like. The record is from RefSeq and is a predicted model, not a curated record. The transcript has 4 exons. NCBI's taxonomy places the organism in Eukaryota, Metazoa, Chordata, Actinopteri, Gadiformes, Gadidae. Gene Ontology annotation, cellular component: nucleoplasm. The coding region runs from base 212 to 967 and encodes 251 amino acids.